UGGAUGGAUGGAUGGAUGGAUGGAUGGAAUGAGAGAUCUAGUAUGUUCCAAAAUAAGAAACAAUCUUUGCUGGGGGGCGAGGGGACUAGGAAGAGCCUGAAAGAAACUAACCUUCAUUGUACACCUGCCACGCAUCAAAGCUCAACGUAUAUAAGUUGUCUAAUUUGAGCCUCGCAAUAGCAAGAUAUUACUGCAGAAUGAGGAAGUGGCUAUUCUGACAGGUUAAACCAGCAGAUCAGUGUCACACAAGACAUAGUCAGGACCAGGGACUUUGAUGGUCCUCGAUACCUGGAAGAAGGAGGAGGAGGACUUGCUCCAGGCCUUGGCUGCUGUCAAUCUUAGACUGGAAGUUCCUAGGGCAUCUCUGUGGGCAGGGCAGGGCCACCCCACCCAGGCUCUCACAUAAAGUGCUCAGCUGAGAACCUGGCUUUGGAGAACAGAAGGAGAAAGGAAAGGCCGGGCCAAGGGAGGGGGCUUGGGGACUGCCUGUGGAGGGUGGCUGGGGGACCCUCCUUCCUUCUCCAGCUCCUUCAGUGCCACCCUCAGCAGCUUCCAAGAACAGAAGGAGUUAACGCUGGGCUUAACUUCUUGAAGGAACCUGAAGUUUUUUAAUCCUUGUUCUUUCCUCCCUCCCUCUCCCUCUCCCUUCCUGAUCUUUACUCCGCCUGUGGGUCCCUCCUCCUUACUCUCACCUCCCUGACUCCAAAAACACUCUGAUUGCCAGAGUGGGUCAAUGGUUAACGCUCAGCUGGCUUUAUAUAAGCCUGCUCAGGCCACCUUCCUGCUGGGCUGCGUCUUUGGUCCUUCUGUUCCCCAACUCCUGGAGGUGGUGGCUGUGGCAGCCCUCACUGGUCCAUACCAUGGCCACCUGCUGGCAGGCCCUGUGGGCCUAUCGUUCCUACCUGAUCGUGUUCUUCCUGCCCAUUCUCCUGCUGCCUCUGCCCAUCCUCGUCCCCAGUAAGGAGGCCUACUGUGCGUAUGCCAUCAUUCUCAUGGCGCUCUUCUGGUGCACGGAAGCCCUGCCCCUGGCUGUCACCGCCCUCUUCCCCAUCAUCCUGUUCCCUAUGAUGGGCAUCGUGGAUGCCUCUGAGAUUAUUCAGAGACCAUUUCCAUCCAGUUUCAAAAGCCCAGGGGAAUGGCAGUCUGUGGGAAUGUCAGUGACUGAAUCCCAUAAGCUCGGGGGCACCGUGGGAGACUCCAGGGUCUUCCCCCCGCUCAGCCAUGUCUCUGCCUGCCAGGUUGCCAUCGAGUAUCUUAAGGACUCCAACAUCCUCUUCAUCGGGGGGCUGCUGGUGGCCAUCGCAGUGGAACACUGGAACCUGCACAAACGCAUCGCCCUCCGGGUCCUCCUCAUCGUUGGGGUGCGGCCUGCCCUGCUAAUGCUGGGCUUCAUGCUGGUCACGGCCUUCCUGUCCAUGUGGAUCAGCAACACGGCCACCUCGGCCAUGAUGGUGCCCAUCGCACAUGCCGUCCUGGACCAGCUGCACAGCUCACAAGCCAGCAGUAACCUCGAGGAGGGCAGCAACAACCCGACCUUCGAGCUCCAGGAACCAAGUCCCCAGAAGGAGGCAACCAAACCUGAUAAUGGGCAGGCCCUCCCUGUCACAUCUGCUCCUUCGGAGGGGAGGGCACAUCUCAGCCAGGAGCAUCUCCGCCAGGAGCAUCUCCGCCUCACCCAGUGCAUGAGCCUGUGUGUGUGCUACUCCGCCAGCAUCGGGGGCAUCGCCACGCUGACCGGCACCGCACCCAACCUGGUGCUGCAAGGCCAGAUCAACUCGCUCUUCCCCCAAAACGGCAACGUGGUGAACUUCGCCUCCUGGUUCAGCUUCGCCUUCCCCACCAUGGUCAUCUUGCUGCUGCUGGCCUGGCUGUGGCUACAGAUCCUCUUCCUGGGCUUCAACUUCCGGAAGAACUUUGGCACUGGGGAGAAAAUGCAGGAGCAACACCAAGCAGCCUACGGCGUCAUCCAGACCGAGCACAGGCUGCUGGGCCCCAUGACCUUUGCAGAAAAGGCCAUCAGUGUCCUGUUCGUCAUUCUGGUGCUACUCUGGUUCACCCGGGAGCCGGGGUUUUUUCUUGGCUGGGGCAACCUCGCUUUUCCCAAUGCCACGGGGGAGAGCAUGGUGUCCGAUGGGACAGUGGCCAUCUUUAUCGGCAUAAUUAUGUUCAUCAUACCCUCCAAGUUCCCAGGGCUGACCCAGGACCCAGAAAACCCAGGGAAGCUGAAGGCCCCUCUUGGCCUCCUCGAUUGGAAGACAGUGAACCAGAAGAUGCCGUGGAAUAUCGUGUUAUUGCUGGGUGGUGGCUAUGCCCUGGCCAAGGGCAGUGAGCGAUCGGGCCUGUCAGAGUGGCUGGGAAACAAGCUGACCCCACUGCAGAGUGUGCCACCUCCAGCCAUUGUGGUCAUCCUCUCCCUCCUGGUGGCCACCUUCACUGAGUGCACUAGCAACGUGGCCACUACUACGAUCUUCCUGCCCAUCCUAGCCUCCAUGGCCCAGGCCAUCUGCCUCCACCCUCUCUACGUCAUGCUCCCCUGCACUCUGGCCUCCUCCCUGGCCUUCAUGCUGCCUGUGGCCACCCCACCCAAUGCCAUCGUCUUCUCUUUCGGGGGAAUCAAAGUGUUGGAUAUGGCCCGGGCGGGAUUCGUGCUCAACAUCAUUGGAGUCCUGGUCAUCACACUGGCCAUCAACAGCUGGAGCAUCACCAUCUUCAGCCUGCACUCCUUCCCCUCCUGGGCUCAGUCCAACAACACCACAGCCCAGUGCCUGCCCAGCCCGGCCAACACCACCAUGCCAAGCCCCUAGGCUGCGGCGCAGCCCAUCGGCCAUGCCCAGGAAGACCUACCCCGUUCCCACUCCUCUGAGCCGGGAGGGGACACCCCAAGCUCCCAGCUCCAGGCCAAUGGCUGAGAGAAAGGCACAUGUGUGCCUUUCUUUUGUGUGUCUGUAAGGAAGGUGUGUAUGCUCAAUUUCCUAUGUGCCAGAAGAAAAGGUGUGUGCGUGCACGUGUGUGUGUGUGUGUGUGCGCGCGCGUAUGGGUGCGCCUGCAUGGAUGGGAGGGGUGUGUGAUGUGAGGCUAUCUGAGGGGGGCUGUGUGCAAUGCACAUGAUCCUAGGUGUGUAUGCUGGAUAAUGCACGUGUGUGUUCACAGACAAUACAAUGUGUCCUCUCUGGUGCCCCAGGUCUUGGUCUCCCCAGUUUAGUGACCAGACUUAUUUGCACUGUAUUUAUUGGAACUCAGGCUUGGGUGGCCUGGGAGGAGGGCCUGCCAGCAGCUGCCAUGGGAACAGCCUCUGGGACUGGCCCAACAUACUGAGGGCUCCCCAGCCUUCCGGUGUUUUGGUGGAGGUUCAAAUAUUAACCACAUUAAAGUCUUUUUCAAUAAA
Messenger RNA from Chlorocebus sabaeus (green monkey), 3385 nucleotides. RefSeq names its product solute carrier family 13 member 2 (gene SLC13A2). Gene Ontology annotation, molecular function: succinate transmembrane transporter activity; fumarate transmembrane transporter activity; alpha-ketoglutarate transmembrane transporter activity. Gene Ontology annotation, cellular component: plasma membrane. Gene Ontology annotation, biological process: fumarate transport; cellular response to lithium ion; succinate transmembrane transport. The record is from RefSeq and is a predicted model, not a curated record. Lineage: Eukaryota; Metazoa; Chordata; Mammalia; Primates; Cercopithecidae.